This is a messenger RNA of Thelazia callipaeda (thelaziosis nematode), 762 nucleotides long. NCBI's taxonomy places the organism in Eukaryota, Metazoa, Nematoda, Chromadorea, Rhabditida, Thelaziidae. The record is from the annotation of a GenBank genome assembly.
AUGAUAACACCACAUUUGACCGAAAUGGCCUUCCUGUCCAGUUUCACAGAAAAAGGCAAAGGUCAAAGGUAUAAUGUUUUGGCUGGAUUGCGAGAGUUAGAAAUACCCCUGCCUUGUAGGAGUAAGGCCAUUUUAACAACAACUCUUAAUCACAUUUUGUUGCAAAAAAUUCGAGAACAGUGUCCAGAUUUUGAUGGUAUAUUGGCAAGUUAUGAUAAUCAUGGUGAUAAGACAAUCGUAGCAACGGAUGAAGAAUUACGCCAACUUUUGCAUAAUGGCAAAAAUCGCUUAAAAAUGUACACAAUUCGAAAUCAUUCGCUUGUUCAUCCAUCGAAAUCGCCUUCUGUCUCAUUCGAUGUCACUCCAUUACGGCAGUUACCUUUAAGAUCACUUAAUUUUUCACGUCUACCACCACCAACGUACUAUGAGAGUCAAGAAGCGACAAAGUUACGUGAACCAUUUUCGCAUCAGUUAUUCUAUUCGAGAAUCGCACCUUUUUCAAAUAUAUUCUCAUCAAGCUAUGGUUGUUAUCGGUAUGCGCAUGCCUGUCCAGUAAACUAUAAUGGUAGAAUCACAAAUACAGUACCAAAUUACGGUCAUUCAUUAAUUUAUGGCUAUCCACCUCAAGCAUCAGUGAUGUACAGUUUUUUAUGUUCGCCAUUUCCAUUUAGUGGAUAUCAUAAAAAUUGGAUUUGUGGGCCAAAAUGUUUUAGUUUUAGUUUGGGUGGCAAACAUUAUCGUUCCAAAUAUAGUUCUAAAUAG